Molecule: messenger RNA, 3234 nt
Organism: Carassius carassius (crucian carp)
Lineage: Eukaryota; Metazoa; Chordata; Actinopteri; Cypriniformes; Cyprinidae
Product: leucine-rich repeat and immunoglobulin-like domain-containing nogo receptor-interacting protein 1-B
Exons: 2
Coding region: 322-2190 (622 amino acids)
Cellular component (GO): extracellular matrix
Molecular function (GO): protein binding
Source: RefSeq, a predicted model, not a curated record
CAUCUUGCUUCCCUCACUCACACUCCCGCUCUCGCUCUGCUGGGUAUGGCAUGUAUGUGAGCGGGUGCACUCCUGUUUACAUGCAUGCCUGCAUCUGGGACAGACUCUCGCGCAUUCUGUGGACUGAAGAUGCUCAUGCUCCCCACUCUGAGAUUUUUCUGGACGCUUUGCUUGCUUUGAGGAAUUGUGUGCCGUUUUAGUUUUUCCUCUCACUCAUUGAAUUCUUCAAAGGCCUCCUGUGUGCCACCCUGCCACUCUGGAGCGAUUCGGAUCUAAGCUGCACUCCGGCAGGAUGGAAUUGCCAAAUUUAGACUCCACCGCAUGACGUUUCUGCAGGUUACCAUCAAAAUGGUGGCCAGAGAGGCAAGUGGGCACAACUACCUGGUGGCGUGCUGGCAGCCCAUUCUCAUCCUGAUGCUGGGUACCGUGCUGUCCGGCUCUGCCACUGGCUGCCCCUCUCGCUGUGAGUGCAGUGCCCAAGAGCGCUCGGUCGUGUGCCAUCGGCGGAAGCUGAUCGCCCUCCCUGAGGGAAUUCCCACUGACACACAGCUGUUAGAUCUCAGCAAAAACCGCUUGAAAGCCAUCAACCCGGAAGAAUUUCUCAACUAUCAACACUUGGAGGAGCUACAGCUGAAUGAGAACAUAAUUUCUGUCAUUGAACCAGGGGCCUUCAGCAACCUCCUUGGCUUGCGAAUAUUGGGACUACGCAACAACAAGCUGAAGUUGAUACAGCUGGGUGUUUUCACUGGCCUCAGUAACCUCACUCGAUUAGAUAUUAGUGAGAAUAAAAUAGUAAUUUUGUUGGACCUUGUGUUUCAAGAUCUCUACAACCUAAAAGAACUGGAGGUUGGAGACAACGACCUGGUGUUCAUCUCUCACAGAGCUUUUCAUGGCCUUAGCAGCCUAGAGCAGCUCACUAUGGAAAGAUGCAACCUGACCUCUGUGCCAACAGAGGCCUUCAGUCAUCUUCACAACCUGCUGACCCUCAGACUGCGACAUCUCAACAUCAACAUCAUUCAAGACUUUUCCUUCAGGAGGCUAUAUCGACUCAAAGUCUUAGAGAUAGCAAACUGGCCUCUUUUAGAAACCUUGACCACCAAGUCCCUCCAUGGACUUAACAUCACAACCUUGAGCAUAACAAAUUGCAAUCUCACUGCCGUCCCUUAUGAGGCCAUUCAGCACCUGGUGUACCUUCGAUUUUUCAACCUGUCCUUCAAUCCAAUUGAGGUUGUGGAAGGCAACAAAAUGCACAAUUUACUGAGGCUCCAGGCAUUUCAUUUGGUUGGGGGCAGGCUAGUCAGCAUUGAGCCUUAUUCGUUCAGAGGACUCAACUACCUUCGGGUACUCAAUGUAUCCAGCAAUAGUCUAAGCACUUUAGAGGAGUCUGCCUUCCAUUCAGUUGGCAAUCUGGAGACACUGGCUCUUCAUGACAACCCCCUGGCAUGCGACUGUCGUCUCCUCUGGGUCUUUCGCCGUCGAUGGAGACUUAACUUCAACCGCCAGCAGCCAUCUUGUGAAUCACCAGAGUUUUUGCAGGGUAAAGAAUUCAAAGACUUCCCGGAUGUUCUCCCUCUGAAUUAUUUCACCUGUCAGAAAUCCAAGAUCCAGGAUCAAAAAGCCAUUCAUAGAUUUGUGGAUGAGGGGACCACUGUCCAAUUUCCUUGCCAAGCAGAUGGAGACCCCGCACCCAUGAUAAUGUGGCAGUCUCCAAAAAAGCAAUUUAUCACUACUAAAAGCAUUGGCCGGCUGUCUGUGUCUCCAGACGGCACACUAGAGGUUAGAUACGCCCAAAUACAAGACAAUGGCACUUACACCUGCAUUGCUGUCAAUGCAGGAGGUAACGACACCCGUUUGGCUCACCUACACAUUCAUAGCUACUCUCCCAAUUGGCCCCAUCAGCCCAAUAAGACCUUUGCCUUCAUCUCAAACCAGCCCAAUGAUAGCGGUGCCAAUGGAACUGGUGCGACGAAUCCCUUUCCCUUUGAUAUGAAGACUCUCAUUAUCGCUACCACCAUGGGGUUUAUCUCUUUCCUGGGAGUGGUACUGUUCUGUCUGGUGCUCUUGUUCCUCUGGAGCCGAGGGAAAGGCAAUGUCAAGCCAAACAUUGAGAUUGAGUAUGUGCCACGGAAAGUAGAUGGAGAAAGCAGCCCGACUGAGGGAUCUCAUAAGAUCAGUAUGAAAAUGAUUUAAAAGGCUAAUCGCCAUUGUGUGUGCAUUACGUGAAUAGGUGUUCAUGACAACAGACGUACCAGGAGGAAUAAGGGGGUAAUCUCUGCACCCCUUAUGGAAUUGUGAAAAGAACAUUGUUCUGAAAAAAAGCCUUUUACAUUUUUUUUACAGAUUGUACAGAUCAACACACACACACACACACACAUACACACACACACACACACACACACACACACACACACACACACACACACACACACACACACACACACACACACACACACAGGUAUUGUGUCCUCAAAGAGAAAGCAGACAGAUCAUUUGAGGGUUUCAAAAAUCUGUGUACUUGUUCGGGUAAGUGUUGAAAAAAAUAGUCCUGUUGAAAUUUAUGUGAAAGCCAGAAUUUGGGAGGACCGGUAUAAAUUUAUACCUGUCCUUUGUUGUCUUUUUCUGUACAUAACUAUUUCGAUGUACGUUAGGCAAUACAGUGGUUGAAUGCAGCUGAUAAGAGGUUAUGGAUUGCUGAGCCUACUGGAACGCAUGUGCUAUGUCUAGAUACAUGCAAAGUCUAUAGGUCUAAUUAAAUCACUGUAAAUGUCCAUUACCAACUCUUUAUAAGAGAUCAGUUUGUUUAAAAUGAUUUAUUGAUUAGGCUUGACAAUCAUUACUAUCUCAAAGGUCAAGUUAUUAAUCAUUAAACAUGGUUUGAUGGUACGAUUUCGAUUUUGACACCUUACAUGGUAAAGCCAGAUGUAGCUUUGAAUUUAAAGCCAUUUGCUUCAUCUGAACAUGUGACAAAACUAUUGGACCUGUGGUUGCACUCACCCUAAAGUACUAUUCCAUUUGACAGAUCUCCUCAGUUUUUAUUCACCUACCAUUGAAAAAUUUACAGUUUUAUUGUUUUGGUUUAUUGUUGUCAAUAUGCCAUGCUAUAAUGCAUUUUCUACCAAUCUCAUGAGGCAGGUGUUGCUAUAGUUAAAUGUGUUCUACAACCCUUGAAACACUUACAGUGCUGAUUUUUGGACAAUGGAUGGCUGUAAAACAUUAAAAUGACAAGCUUUUAUA